GUCGCGCGCACGGGCCGGGCGUCUCGACUCCCGCGCGCGCUCGGCUGGUCCCAGUCCCCGGGAGGAGAAGCGGAGGAGGGAGCGAGUCAGCGAGGCGGCCCGGGGGAGCGGGCGCGAGCGGCGGCUGCCGGAGCCGCCAGUGUUCGGGCGGCGGCGAGGGUGGCGGUCGCCUGAGUAGUGAGAGCAGGGGCGGCGCGGCAUCCGCAUCCGCCGAGUGUGAUGAAGCUGCCCUGCUUCGCUGCUCCGCUUGCCGCCAGCUGACACCGCCUGCACUCCGCCCGCCCCAGAGGGGAGACGCCGCGGGGCCGUGACCUUGGCCGAGAAGGGCAGACUGGUAAUUCUUGUGUCUAAGAGCCCACCAAGUUUUGGGUGACAUGGCCCAGGGGAAUAAUUAUGGGCAGACCAGCAACGGGGUGGCAGAUGAAUCACCCAACAUGCUGGUGUACAGAAAGCAAUGACAUCAGAGCUGAUUAUUAGAAAAGAUGAAAGGCUGUGUGCUACCUGGAUCUGCAGGAAAUCAAAACUUUUUUGUCUGUGUAGCUCACAAUCAUUAAAAGAUGGAAGACGUCAUAGCACGCAUGCAAGAUGAAAAAAAUGGAAUUCCUAUCCGUACUGUCAAAAGCUUUCUUUCCAAGAUACCUAGUGUCUUCUCUGGGUCAGACAUUGUUCAAUGGUUAAUAAAGAACUUAACUAUAGAAGAUCCAGUGGAGGCGCUCCAUUUGGGAACAUUAAUGGCUGCCCAUGGAUACUUCUUUCCAAUCUCAGAUCAYGUACUCACGCUCAAGGAUGAUGGCACCUUUUACCGGUUUCAAACACCCUAUUUUUGGCCAUCAAAUUGUUGGGAGCCAGAAAAUACAGACUAUGCUGUUUACCUCUGCAAAAGAACAAUGCAAAAUAAGGCAAGACUAGAACUUGCAGAUUAUGAAGCUGAGAGCCUGGCCCGGUUGCAGAGAGCAUUUGCAAGGAAGUGGGAGUUUAUAUUUAUGCAAGCAGAAGCACAAGCAAAAGUGGACAAGAAGAGAGACAAAAUUGAAAGGAAGAUCCUUGAUAGCCAAGAGAGAGCAUUCUGGGAUGUCCACAGACCUGUGCCUGGAUGUGUAAAUACUACUGAAGUGGACAUUAAGAAGUCAUCCAGAAUGAGAAACCCACACAAAACAAGAAAGUCUGUCUAUGGUUUACAAAAUGAUAUUAGAAGUCACAGUCCUACCCACACACCCACACCAGAAACUAAACCUCCAACAGAAGAUGAGCUGCAUCAACAGAUAAAAUAUUGGCAAAUACAGUUAGACAGACAUCGAUUAAAAAUGUCAAAAGUUGCUGAUAGUCUACUAAGUUAUACGGAACAGUAUGUAGAAUACGACCCAUUUCUUGUGCCACCUGACCCUUCUAAUCCAUGGCUGUCUGACGAUACUACUUUCUGGGAACUUGAAGCAAGCAAAGAACCGAGCCAACAGAGGGUAAAACGAUGGGGUUUUGGCAUGGAUGAGGCAUUGAAAGACCCAGUUGGGAGAGAACAGUUCCUUAAAUUUCUAGAGUCAGAAUUCAGCUCAGAAAACUUAAGAUUCUGGCUAGCAGUGGAGGACCUGAAGAAAAGGCCUAUUCGAGAAGUGCCCUCAAGAGUUCAGGAAAUAUGGCAAGAAUUUCUGGCUCCAGGAGCCCCCAGUGCCAUCAACCUGGAUUCCAAGAGUUAUGACAAAACCACACAGAACGUGAAGGAACCUGGACGAUACACAUUCGAAGAUGCUCAGGAGCAUAUUUACAAACUGAUGAAAAGUGAUUCAUACCCACGUUUUAUAAGAUCCAGUGCCUAUCAGGAACUUCUACAGGCAAAGAAAAAGGGCAGAAACAUCCCUAUUUUCCCAUGCCAUAAAAACUGUACACCAACACUGAGGGCCAGCACUAACCUGUUAUGAAAAGAGGGGAAGUCUCUCACAUCCAAGAGGUUAACAAGCCUUGUUCAGUCUUACUAAAUGGAUCAUCUUGUAGCAUGGAAGCAGACUGGAAUCAUUGCACAUACUUUGUAGCUUGUCAUUGUUACCUGGAUCAGAGGACAUUAGACCAAGAUGUUGCAUGAAUGAAGGACCUGAAUUGUUCUAUUUUGUGUGCACAUUAAGGCAUUUGCUAUCUCCAAGGGACCCUAUGCCAUCUCGAUGCCUCCAUUUCAAACUGUUGUCUGCUUUCUUCCUCCUUCUAUUCUACUAAGCUGGAUCUGUGUCUUUUCCUUUUUAGCAAGUUUAAGUAAAGUAAAACUAUUUUUUCCCUUUCUUUCUCUUAAAGCUUCUGCUAGACACACAGUUCACUAAAAAUUCAGUCAUUCACAAACUGGAAGAAUUGUAAAAGAAAAAAAAAAUAACAUAUAUCAAUAAGUAUACAUAUGGCUUCACAAUUAUUAAACAAUAAAUUAGCACAGAAAGUUUCAUGCCACUGAUGUAUUCAAGUCUGAAACAAGCUCAUGUCUUUGUCUGAUGUCUGUACAUUCUCAGUUAAUGUUUCUUGCAUUUAUUUUUAUACCAUAUUUAAAUAAGAAACACCUUUUACUCCAAAUGUAUCAAAGUUGAACCCUUCUCUGUAAAUUUGUGUAUGUUUAUAUUGUUGUUUUAUCUUUCAUUAAAAGAUGCAGAAUCUC
This is a messenger RNA of Urocitellus parryii (Arctic ground squirrel), 2626 nucleotides long. NCBI's taxonomy places the organism in Eukaryota, Metazoa, Chordata, Mammalia, Rodentia, Sciuridae. The record is from RefSeq and is a predicted model, not a curated record.